UAUCUGGUUUAUUUGCAGAUAUGCACUGUUUUCUGGAGCAGCCAGAACUAGACAGAGGUUUGCUUUAAUGCAUUAAAUUUAAUUUCCUUAACUUCAAAACCAAAACUGGAAAAAUAAGUUGACUACUAGUCAGUCAUCAUGCACUCUACAAAGGGAGUUUUGCUUCUGAUUAUUUUGAGUGUUGUUGUAAUUAGUGGCCAGAAACAGAAGCGUCCCCCAAAUGUUCCAAGCCCAAUUGACAGCAUCAAGCCACAAGAGAACUUUGAUCCUAAACGGUUUUCCGGGAAGUGGUACCUCAUUGGAGUGGCUUCAGAAUGCAACUACCUGAGGGAGUAUAACCACCAGACAGAAGCAACAGCCAUGGUGGUAUCCCAGAUGCCAGUCGAGAACAAUCAUGCUGUCAGCACCUUCAGGAAGCUAGAUGGACUGUGUUGGGAGAUUAAACAAGAGUAUGAGAUAACGAAGGUCAAAGGGAAGUUUUCUCAGAAAGCCAAUGGAAUUAAAAUUGACAUAGUAGUUGGCAAAACAGAUUACAGCAACUAUGCUAUCAUCUAUUACCAAAAACUGAAGAAGAUCACCCUCAAACUUUAUGGGCGGAAUCCCAGUGUGGCACCCGAUAUAGUUCAGCAGUUUGAGCAAAAUGCUAUGAAUCAGAAAAUUAAUGAGGAUUUUAUUUAUUACUUUCCCAAAUAUGGUUUCUGUGACUCUGCAGAUGAGUUUCACAUUUUGACUGUGAAGUAACUGCCUAAGAAGAUGCAAGAAGAAGUACCAAAGGAAUUAUUAAUGCAAAUCUUUGUGUCACUAUAUGAAGAAGAAAAACGUUUAUGGAAUAAAUUUCAUGGGCUUCUAUUAUUACUGUUAAAAUGUGCUCUGUAUAUGACAUCGCUAUAGUAACGUUCUUUUUUAAAUGCUGUUCUGUCUUUUCACUGUAUUUGAACUACUGUAAUCCUCUACAAGAUCUUGAGAUGCAUGUGUGGUAAAACACAUAAUCACUGCAGUUUAUAGUCAGAAAAUAUUAAACUGUUCUAGAAAA
Molecule: messenger RNA, 1033 nt
Organism: Protopterus annectens (West African lungfish)
Lineage: Eukaryota; Metazoa; Chordata; Ceratodontiformes; Protopteridae
Gene: C8G
Product: complement C8 gamma chain
Exons: 7
Coding region: 139-741 (200 amino acids)
Biological process (GO): complement activation
Cellular component (GO): membrane attack complex
Source: RefSeq, a predicted model, not a curated record